ACGGCCCACCACGCCCCGGCGCCUAUGAAAGGGUACCAUGUCAGCCGCAGCAUGUCCCAGCAUUCCUCUGGUGGGGGAGGAGGGGGGCCGUGUCACUGCUCCCCCGAGGACUGCGAUGGCCUGGGUAGAGACUACUACCAAGGGCACAGCGAUGGGCAUUACUACCCCGCGGGGGGUCCCGCGGAGGCUUUGGCCCUGGAGAGGCAUCACUCCCACUCACAUUCACACUCGCACAGCCACUCUGGAGGGGGCACAUUCCCUCGCUCCCACCCCAGCCACCACCCAGCUCUCCAUUCGUUUGACUCUUGCGAAGAGUGCCUGCCUACAGGCCACGGGGGAAAGAUGCACCGCAUCCCCCCCAACUUGAUAGAUCAGUUUGAGAAGCAGGUACCGUUCCAUCCCGAUGGCUUCCACACACUGCAGUACCAGCGCACGGCCAGUGGGGGGGCCGAGCAACGCAGCGAGAGCCCCUCGCGCAUCCGCCACCUGGUCAACUCUGUCCAGCGCCUCUUCGCUAAGUCCCACUCACUGGAGGCUCCAUCCAAACGGGAGUACAACGGCACCAGGGGAGCCGGAGACUACCGAGGGGAAAGAGGCGGAGGACACAGGAGUGCAGGCGAGGACGGCCACUACUCAGGCCACCAAUCCCGCUCCACCCGGAGGAGCAAGUCCCGGGAACGUAGCAAGAGCGGAGAUUCGCGGCAUGAGUCUGGCCGCCGCCACCGCAGCCGGACGGCGGGCUGGUGGAGCUCCGAUGAUAACCUGGACAGUGACAGUAGCUUCUUGGUCAGCGGGGGCAGACGGGGGUACCCCAGUGGACACGAAAGCCUUGACGCCGCCAUUCAAGAGCUCACCAUGAAGAAGCCGAAGGAGCGAGGCGGCGGGCCGGGCUCUGGAGAGUGCGUGGCCUGUACCACAAUUGCCCUGGCAGGGGGGGAGGGAGGAGGUCAUCAUGGACACCACGGUCACUCACUGAAGAGAAGCACAUGGUCAUCCAUGACUGUGAGUCAGGCCAGAGAGGUUUAUCCAUCAACCAGAGGGGGAGGUUAUGACAAGGCCCUGGUUCCCGUGGAGAGCAAGCUGAAGGAGAGAACCCUCCACUACCUGCAGGUCCCCUCGGAGGACUGGGGAGGCGGGUACGGCAGCGGCGGGGCGGCGGACAGCGGAGGAGAGAUACCGUGCCGACGAAUGCGGAGCGGCAGCUACAUCAAGGCCAUGGGUGACGACGACAGCGCCGACUCGGACACCAGUCCUAAAGCCUCGCCCAAGUCCACUCUGAUCGCCCAGAGGGAGGCCUUCAGACGCUCCGUCAGCAUGGAUCAAAGUUCCAGGUUCUCCUGUAAACAGUGCACAGAUUCCUACCCCAACAGCCGCCCUGCGCCUAAAUCCCACGCCCGCUCCCGCAGCUACACGCGCUCUCUGACCAGCUCCCAGCUCGGAGAGGCCCUCAACCAUCAGUUUGAGACGGUGUGCGAGACCAUGUUCGGGGAGGUGGAGUCUCAGGCCGUGGAGGCCCUCGAUCUUCCAGGCGUGUUCCGCACUCGCAGCCACAGCUACGUCCGGGCCAUCCAGGCCGGCUGCUCCCAGGAUGACGACUGCCUCUCCGUCUUUUCCAUGUCGGGCCCCCAGGGAAGCAUCAAGGCGGGGGCCGUCUUUCCAUACCGUAAAGGUGCUCCUCCUCCCCUCCCACCUCGCAUGUCAAAGUCUUCACUCUCCGUGCGAGCCCAGAGCAGCACCGAGUCCACCCAGGACGCCUACUUUCAGGGCAGCGGGCAGAUGGCCCCGGGCACCGGUCAGGGGUGCCCCAAGCACCACAGCAACUCCAUUGAUCUGGGGAGCUCCGACGGGCCCUCAGGUCGCGCGUCCAGAGGAGGCUACUACACCACCAGCGGUCCCGGCCGUUUCCGCCAGCACAGCAACUCCGCAGAGAGCCUGGACGGGUUCAGGGGUUCCAGAGAGCUGGUUCCGUAUGGAGGGGGUCCCGGCGUGAGGACCAAGCACAGCUGCUCCGCUGACAACCUGCUGGAGGGGCCGCCGAGGCCGGCCAAGGAGAGGAUCGGAGGCAGCCUGGGAAAGUCGUCCUCUCUGACUCAGAACAACAUGAUUCUGAGCAAAGCGGCGGGGCAGGACGACGGGCGCGGGGGCAGGAAGUGGAGGCCCUCCAUCGCGGUGCAGGUGGAUAGCUCGGAGACGCUGUCGGACUCGGACGUGGAGGGGAAGGCUCUCACAGAGGUCCACUCCAUAGGAGUCCAGGUGGAAGACGAGAAGAGGCGAGCCCGUUUCAAGCGCUCCAACAGCGUGACCGCGAGCGUGCAGGCCGACCUGGACCCCGAGGGCUUCCCGGGGCUGAGCGUGGCCGUGCCAACGCAGGACAAGAGUCUUCAGUUCGGCUGCUCCUUUCAGAGGCACUCGUCGGAGCCCGAGUCUGCCAGCCAGUACACCGAGUGCCACCGCACCGUCCACACACAAGGACAGUGGGCCUACAGAGAGGACUUCAUCCAGGGGGGGUACACCGCGGAGGCGUGUCAGGCGGACCCGCGGCCCCACCAGCACCCUCACCUCCCUCCGCGCUCCCACUCUCCUCUGCCGAUCAGCGCCGAGCGUGCUUGGGCCGGGACCCCGUCCCUGGAGGGCCCGCGGAGCCUGCCGGACUCGGGUCGAGCUUCCCCCUGCAUGAGGGAUGGGGAGUUCUUCUUGCGCCUCCUGCAGACAGAAGUGGAGAGGAUGGAAGGAUGGUGCCAGAACAUGGAGAAGGAGGCUGAGGAGAAUGAACUUCCAGAGGAGAUUCUUGAGCUGAUUCGAAACGCGGUCGGCAGCGCACAGAUCCUCAUGUCCCAAAAGGUUCAACAGUUCUUCCGCCUCUGCCAGCAAAGUGUGGACCCAUCGGCCUACCCCCAGCCCACAUCUCAGGACCUGGCUUCCUUCUGGGACCUGCUCCAGCUCAACAUAGAGGACGUCAGGAUCAAGUUUCAGGACCUCCAGCGGAUCAAGGACUCCGGCUGGAGGCUCCCACCUGAAAAGAAGGAGGACAAGAAGCUUCCUCCCCCAUUACCAAAGAAGCCAGCAGGGGGCGUGAGCGGCAGCCUCCGGGCCGACAGCGUGGGGGAUGGGGGCGCAGGAGGUGGCGGCCUGGUGGUGCCGCGAGUGGGAGGCCACACCUUGCCCAUCAGGGAGAAAUCGCUGGACCUCGGGGACCGUCAGAGGGCGGAGGCGCGGCGGAGGCUGCUGCAAACCAAGCGCACCGCCUCCUUCAGGCAGAACUCGGCCACGGAGAGCGCCGACAGCAUCGAGAUCUACAUCCCUGAAGCCCAGACUCGACUUUGAACGCCCUCCCCUUACAGAGCUUAGAUCUUCUGCAAGUCGUUGCCGUUUCUCUCAUGAGAGUUUUCCAUCACUUCACUUAGGAAACAAGCAACGACAGCCAUCGUAGUGUCUUGAAAUUCUGACAUUUUAACACAGAGGCCUAGACCUUAAGUGGUAGCUAGCAGACGACUUUUAGGUUGCAGAAGUUCUUUCUUAUAUUUGUCCACUUUUUUUAAGAAGCAGGGGGUCUUAAAGUAGCAGCAUGCAUGUGCGUAUUCACCAUCUCCAUCUCAGAAGAUAAAGGGCUUAACUGGCACAAGACCUCUGACUAACUCCCUGAUGCCAUCUUCAACAAAAUCAUGUCUGUGUUUCACUUCUGAUUCCGGACAGAUCUGUACUUUCCGAUGCUGGAUCAGCGUGGAAUACUAUGAAAACCGACCCAGCCAGCAAUGCCAAGUGGGCCCCAUAUGGUUUAAAAGUGGGCAGAAAAUGUGGGAUCCGAUUGGGUUUGUCCGCAGUUUCUGUGGUGGUCCCACCUGUGUUUGCCCACUAGGCUUAAGAGGACACUCAGUGGGUAGGCUCACUAUGUCCGGCAGCCGUGGACAGUGGAGCUUGCUACCUCAAUACGGCAGAGCUUGCUACCUCGAUAAAGCAGAGCUCGCUAGCUUGCUGGAGAUGAGCUCGCUAGCAUGCUACAGUAGAGCUCCCUAGCAGGGUACUGUGGACCUUGCUAGCUCGAUAAAGCACAGCUCGCUAGCUUGCUAGAGAUUAGCUUGCUAGCAUGCUACAGUGGACUUCCCUUGCAGGGUACAGUGGAACUUGCUACAGAAAAGCUCAAUAGCAUGCUACAGUGGACCUUGCUAGCUUGCUAUAGAAGAGCUCGCUAGCAAGCUACAGUGGAGCUUGAUAGCAUGCUACAGUAGACCUAGCUAGCUUGCUAUAAAAGAGCUCGCUAGCAGGCUAUAGAAGAGCUUGGUAGCAUGCUACAGUAGACCUUACUAGCUUGCUACACUGAAACUUGCUAGCUCGCUAUAGAAGAGCUUGUUAGCAGGGUACGAUGGAGCUUGCUAGCAUGCUACAGUGGAGCUUGCUAGCACACUGCAGUAAAGAUUGCUAGCUUGCUAUAGAAGAGCUUACUAGCAGGUUACAGUGGAGCUUGCUAGCUUACUUCAGAAGAGCUUGCUAGCAUGCUACAAUAUAGCUUGCUAAAGUGGAGCUUGCUAGAAUGCUACAGCGGAGUUAAACUGUCCUCUGGGCAGCAGGUUAGGGUUACAAGCUGAACAACACUGAAUCCCCACUUAAGUCAAUUCGGGCAAACACAGGUGGGGCCACUACGGAGACUGGGGACAAACCCAAUUUGGGCCCAAAUGUUCUCCCUACUUUAAAACCAUAUGGGGCCCACUUGGCCUUGCUGGCUGGGGCGUUGAGCAUCUCCGAAGCAUCCGAAACCAAACUGGAAUUUCACUCCUCCCAUCUUUUCUGCAGACUCCUCUCAGCAUUGAGGCUCAUUGAAUGUGCAAGUGCUGUUUGUACAUAGAGUGCACACUCACGUUUGCCAAAAAGAGCUUUUUUUUUUUUUUUUGCAGUGUAGCAUCACAGCCUCCAGAGUCAGAGGCAGAAAGUAGAACCGUUUGCUUUUGGCGUCGUCUCUCUCUCUGAAGUGUUGGGAGUUUGUAGAGCUGAUUUUUUUUUU
This is a messenger RNA of Oryzias melastigma (Indian medaka), 4996 nucleotides long. RefSeq names its product discs, large (Drosophila) homolog-associated protein 3 (gene dlgap3). The transcript has 11 exons. NCBI's taxonomy places the organism in Eukaryota, Metazoa, Chordata, Actinopteri, Beloniformes, Adrianichthyidae. Bases 25 to 3324 code for a protein of 1099 amino acids. Gene Ontology annotation, cellular component: glutamatergic synapse; postsynaptic specialization. Gene Ontology annotation, molecular function: molecular adaptor activity. The record is from RefSeq and is a predicted model, not a curated record. Gene Ontology annotation, biological process: signaling.